AUGCCCUCUACUGCAAUCAUCGCAGACAUUCCCCACGCUCUGUUCCACGGUCCGCUCUUCAAGGAGGGAGAAAAAAACCUCGUGUAUCUACCCAAGCUGCUGCAUGUCAUCGGCAUGGGCAUGGGAAAGGCAUUGGAUCCGCAUGGUAUGCACAUCAGCUCCGAACCGGAGGACUCCGACUGGCUGUGGGGCGAGUCGCUUGAGCGCUGGGAGAACAAUACCGCUUGCUUCCACACUAUCUACAAUGUGCUCGACCCGAAGACCAGGCGGCAGGUGGAUGCCGACAGAACCUUUCCUGGGAACCUGGUGGACAGCAUGGCGCUGCAAGCGGCCUUAUGGGUAAUACACGCCACGUUUACCUCCGCACACACUCGCCUCAAUACUCCCGGAGUGUCUUCUGGUGUAUUAAAGGGGCCCUAA
This is a messenger RNA of Dermacentor andersoni, 420 nucleotides long. Its product is annotated as phosphate-regulating neutral endopeptidase PHEX-like. Lineage: Eukaryota; Metazoa; Arthropoda; Arachnida; Ixodida; Ixodidae. Gene Ontology annotation, molecular function: metalloendopeptidase activity. The record is from RefSeq and is a predicted model, not a curated record. Gene Ontology annotation, biological process: protein processing. Gene Ontology annotation, cellular component: plasma membrane.